AUGCCUUCUCCUCCCGCAUCCAACUCCCAGCCUCACAGUUCCAUUCCAGGAUACCGUCCCGGUCCCUACCUCACGCGCUCCAAGAAAUUCUUCCUCGCCGCCGUCGUCUUCAUCCCCGUGGCCUCUUACCUGUGGCUGCGUCGGCUCGAAUCGCAGUCCCGCGAACGCACGAGACUCCUCGAGGAGGAGGGCCGGCGGAAUUGGAUACAGGCCGAGAAGGAAAAACAGCGGUAUCUGGCGAGUAGGAAGGACCGGGACCUGAGCGUCGCGGUGGGGAGGAGUGGUGGGGGAGUCUGA
Messenger RNA from Fonsecaea pedrosoi CBS 271.37, 297 nucleotides. RefSeq lists its product as uncharacterized. The transcript has 2 exons. Bases 1 to 297 code for a protein of 98 amino acids. Lineage: Eukaryota; Fungi; Ascomycota; Eurotiomycetes; Chaetothyriales; Herpotrichiellaceae. The record is from RefSeq and is a predicted model, not a curated record.